Messenger RNA from Cotesia congregata, 1845 nucleotides. NCBI's taxonomy places the organism in Eukaryota, Metazoa, Arthropoda, Insecta, Hymenoptera, Braconidae. The record is from the annotation of a GenBank genome assembly.
AUGGCGAGCACGGGUUGUUCUGCUUUUUCUCCUGAUAACCAACUUUGGGCAAAUUGUGGCCGAGAUGGAAAAUUAAAAAUAUGGGAAACUCGCACAGGUAAAUUAAAGCAAGACUACGUUCCAAAUUUACAUUUAUCUUCCGGGUGCAGUGUUUUGGAGUGGAUCACCGUCAGUCAACAAUCAAACACGCCAUCACCAUGGAUGAAGCGCAAGAGAAAAUCAAUGUCCAUAGUAGAGGACUCGGAGCAAAGACAGCUGAUAGCUAUGGGCACGGUUGAUGGCAAGGUCAUCAUUUAUAAUCCAUCUGCGGGGUCUCCGGAGAAAAUACUCGAAAGGGGACACUCAGCAGCGGUGACUGCUAUCACUUGGUCCUCCGUGGGGCUUUUUACCGCUGGCGAUGACGACCUGAUUGUCGAGUGGAACCUCCAGGACGGAGGAGUCAAAUCCACGUGGAAGUCAGGGCAAAAUAGAAUCAACUCGCUUGUUAUUUCCGCAGAUGGACAGUAUCUGGUUGCGGGUGAAAGGCUCAUUAGAUGCUGGAGUUUGGAAACUAAAAAAGUUGUGGGAACUUUUACUGGACAUGUCAAUCCAGUUAUUUUCCUCAGAUCUGUACAAGUUGGGAAUAAUAAUUAUGUUAUCAGCGGGGCUAAUGGUGACUCUUAUCUUUGUAUUUGGUCACUUUCUGAGUCAGCGAUGAAAGCAAAAACCUCAAUCGCAACAUUGACGAUGCAAGACGACCCAGUAUCAGUAUCCGUAAAAUUAAACAACCAGUCCCAAAUAGUAAUCCUAGCGACAAACAGAACCGGGCAGUGUCACCUAUUUGUCUACCAACCAAACGGCCUCUUAACAAAACCAUUAAAACCCACAGUUACCGUAAUAAUUACAACAGAAACAACCGACAAGGACGUCACACCAGUGCCAAUCCUCUCUUCACAAUUAACAGAAGACAACAAAAUGCUCCUAGCCUUUGGAACCCUGGUGUCUCUGGCAUUCGACCGUAUUGUCCCUGAUUUAACUGAAAAAAUCCAGAUGGUGGUGAGAAAAAACGUUAAAUGGACUCAGGAAAAAAAAACUGAAGCAUUAAGCAAAGUAAAGAAUCUCGUGAUUGACGGGGAUGUAGAGUACGUAGCACCCGGUGCUCCUUUGGCCCUAAAGCGUUCAAGAGGUUCAACCGGGUCUCAGUUACCACUUCAAGACCGGCUUGAGACUUUAAGCCUAAAUAAUGAAGGAAAUCUUUCUAAAACUCCGACAAAAGGUUACAAUAAGACACAAUUGCUGCUCCAAGGAUUGAAGAGCAGGGACAGAAAUAUUUUGAACAGUGUUUUGUUAAUGAGAGAUGAGCAGGUAAUUCAAAACACCGUUGUCAAUUUGCCAGUACAAGCCUUGAAGCAGCUGAUUGGAGAGCUAGUAGGAAUGCUACAGGGGAAAACUUUUCCGAGUAAAAUAGCUGUUUUGUGGAUUAAAACUUUGACAAUAACUCAUGCAGCGCAUCUGCUCUCGCUGCCCAACAUUGACGACUUACUAAGUCCUGUUCUCGGCUUCAUUGAAGAUAAACUGACUAUUUUACCCGAGUUAUCCAGGCUAAGAGGUCGCGUCGCUCUUGUCACUGGUCAAAUUUCGCAUCUCAAUAAUAAAGAGUCAAAUGAUAUUACCAAUGAGUGUCUUUUUACUUAUCAAGACCCAGACUCCGACGCUGAAGAUGAAGAUGAUAUCGACGGAAUCGAGGCUGGAUCCGACUCCGACGCAGAAUGGGACGAAGUUUGUGAUCAGGAAGAUAUGCAACAAGAUAUCGAAGAAAAUGGAAGAUCUGACUUGGAUGAUGAUGACGCUUCUAUUUGCAAUUAA